This is a messenger RNA of Nezara viridula (southern green stink bug), 426 nucleotides long. The record is from the annotation of a GenBank genome assembly. NCBI's taxonomy places the organism in Eukaryota, Metazoa, Arthropoda, Insecta, Hemiptera, Pentatomidae.
AUGGGGUGGGACCAAGAAGGGUUGAACUUUGCAGAGUACUUGCGCAAACGGCCUUCUUGGGGAGGGGCGGAUCCUCUCUCUGGCAGAUAUAAAAGGCUAGGAUCGCCUCUACACCCCAACUCACACACAGCACAGCAACACCAACAUGAACUCCAUCGUGAGUACUCCAAUAUGAUGUACAAGACAGAUUUACGAAAGAUUCUCGUAUCUUUCCUCGCUUCCUGCGCCUAUGGGGCACAGCUGAACUCUUACCUCCCCCCUAGGCCAGGAGCAGGAGCUGGAGUUGGUAUCGUUUCUCCUCCAACUUACCCCGGUGCCGGUGGUGGUUCUGGUCCAGGAGGAUACGCUCCUUCAGGACCUGUCAUCCCCAUCCUUUCCUACGAGAACAACCCUAACCAAGGAGAUGGCCAGUACUCUUACAGGUGA